AUGAAAAGCGAAACAGAGGAUUUUUUAAUUGCUUUUUUAUUUGAUAUAGCUUUCUUUGGAGUAUGUGUAGGUAUAUGGUUUUAUAUUAGAAAAAAUAGAGACGAAAAUAAAAUUAAUGAUAAUAUAUAUAUAUUAAGUCAAAAUACAUAUAGUGAGAUUAAAGUAGACAGAGAUUCUUCAUGUGCAAAAGAUGAUGAUAAUAUUGAAAUAAAAGGAAAAUCCAAUAAAUUUAGAACUUUUUUAAAUAUAAAGGAUGAUAAAAUUGUAAAUACAGAAAUUAAAUAUUAUUUAUUCUUUUUAAAAACAAAUAGAAAUAUAAUAUUUUCAUUAUGCAUUUUAGGAACUUUUCUUGUUUUACCUUUAUAUCUUUCCAUACCAAGAGAUGAUAUUAAUAACCCUUCUUUUUUUAAUUACAUUAGUGCAGGAAGUAUAUCAGAUAUUAAUGUAUUAACAAUUUUGUACUUCAUAACCUUAAUAUAUAGUGCUAUAUCUUAUGCUCUUAUUUAUUUAUUAUGGAGAAAAAUAAGGCCAAGUAAAAAGAAAACAAAAAAAUUUCUUCCACAAAAUUUUACUAUAAUGGUUUCACGUAUUGAUAAAAAUGAGAUAAAUGCAUAUAAGAUUUACAAAUAUUUUUGCAAUUUGACAAAUAAUAAAGUGGUAUCAGCAUAUUUAAUAUUGGAUUAUUCUAUAGUAUAUGAUGAACAAAAAAAAAUAUUUAAUGCUACUAAAAACUUAAAACUAUUAAAAGAAAAUGAAGAAAAAAAAAAUACCAAAAGAGAUAAAUUUAAAAAAAAAAUUUUUUUCUUUUGGGAUAAAAAAAAAAAAAAAAAUAGUAAAUUACUUCUUGAUACAAAUAAUAACAUAAAAGAUUAUAAUGUUAAUGAAAAAAAUAAUUCAAGUAGUUAUAUUAACGCUAUAAAAGAAAAGGAUAGGGGAAUUAUGGAUAAUAAAAAAUUACCAUUAAACUAUAAUUUAGAUACUGAAAAUAGUUAUGAAUAUGCUAAUGAGAAUUUUCCUUUGAAUGAAAAAAAAGAUUCUUGUUUACUACAAGUUAAUAGUAAAAGUAUGAAAGAAAAGAGUAUUUUAAAAAAGUAUGAAUCAAAAAAUGUAUUAAGUAAAACUAACUCUUUAUAUAAUAUUCAUGAAAUAAAAAAAAGUAGCUUGAAUAAUUCUAUGUUACCAAAUGACAAAUCAGAAGAAAAUGAAGAAUUAUCUAUUAAAAGCAAUAAAAAAGUUUAUUAUAUGAAUGAUUUUCAAAAUUUUAAAGGCAAUGAUGAAAAGCAAGAAAACACAGAUGUAUAUAAUGAUAUGGAAUAUAUAGAAAAUAAUAAUUUAGAUGAUAAUUUUUUCAAAAAAACACAAAAAAGCUUUUUGCUAAAAAACAGAAGUAAAGAUAAUUGUAAACAAAUAUGUAAAAGAAAAAGGUGGAGAGAAGGUUUCAAAGAAGAAAAUUAUGAGAUUAAAACAAAAAGGAAAAAUAGUAACAACGUUAGUAAUGAAGAUGUAUGUUUUUUAAAAGAUACAAGUGAUGAUGAAGAAACAUUAAAAGAAGACAAAAUAAAUAAAAUAAAUAUUAUAAAUAAUGAUUAUAAUUAUAAAUUAGAAUUACACGAUAACUUAAUAAGAAAUAACAAUAGUGAAAUGUUAUUUUAUGAUUUAGAAAAUCUUUCAACUAAAGAUAAUGAUAACAUGGAAUUAAAUUAUAAAGAAAAAGAAAAAACAUUUGAAUCAACAUUAAGAACUAAUUUUCUACAUAAAUUUAUGUUCUUUUUUAAAAAAAAUAAGAAAAGUCAUUGGAAAAAAAAAUUAAAAGAACAUUUAAUAAAAUUUUAUUCAAUCAAAAAUGAAACCCCAAAAAAAUCUACAGGUGUGUGUUUUGUAUCUUUUAUUGACACUAAAUCUGUUCAUGAUUGUAUUCAUAAUAUUCCAUUUACUGAAAGAAAUAAGUGGAUUAUAUCAAAAGCACCACCAAAUUAUGAUAUUAUAUGGAAGAAUUUAAAAAAUCAUAGCUAUAAAGUUUGUGCACGUUUUAUUAUUUUAAAUGCAUUAUUAUUAGUAGCUAAUACAAUAAUUAUUAUAUCAGUUACUUCAAUUGAUAAUAUAUUAAAAUUAAGAGUAAACAAAUAUAGAGAAGAUCCCAAUUCAUCAAACAUUAGCUCAAUUUUAAUAACUUGGUUAUCACCUUUCAUUGUUAUUUUUGUGAAUAGUAUAGUUCAACCAGCAUUAAUUGCAUGUGUUUCGAUUGCUAUUGGAUUUAUAAGGAAAUCAAGUGAACAUACUUAUGUGUUACAAGGAAAUUUUAUUUUUUUAAUUUUAAACACAAUUAUUAUUCCAUUAUUGUCAUUAUCACCCUUAAGUUCUCUUAUUAAAGUGAUGUAUUCUGAUGAAAUAGAGCAAUGGUCUACACGUUUAAGGGAAUAUCUUUUUAAUUCAAGUGGAUUUUUUGCUAUGAGAUAUUUACUUCAUUGUUGCUUUUUAACAUGUGCAAAUCAGCUAUUACAAAUUCCUCAAUUUUCAAUACGUUCAAUUGUUAAAAAGAUAACAAAGAAAGAAAUUGGUGCAUGGACGUUUGAUUUUGGUUAUUGGUAUGGAUUUAACACUUCUAUUUUAGCAUUAAUACUAACAUUUAGUGUUGCCGUUCCUUUUAUACUGCCAUUAGGUUCUUUAUAUUUUUUUUUACGAUAUUAUAUUGAUAAAUAUAAUCUUAUUUAUGAAAUAUGUAGAACAAAUUUAGAUAGCCAUGGGGCUGUUGUGAGAACUGCAAUUAAAUUUAUGCUUUUUUCUGUAGCAUUUUUUCAGCUUGUUAUGUUUACAUUUUUCUCAAGAGUACAAAAUAAAUUUAUUUCUGUUGGUAGAAAUAUUCUUUUUUUGUCAUCAUCUCUUACAACAUUAUUACUUCUCUGUAGAUCUACAGAAUGGGUUAGUACUCAUCAUAUAAAAAAGAAAAAAGGAAAAAGAACAUUUUGUUAUUUAUGUGAGAAGAAUGUUUAUGUAAGUAAUUUAAAAGAUUUAAAUAAAUUGAAAUAUGCAUAUGCGAACCCGUGUGAGUCUAAAAGGUAA
This is a messenger RNA of Plasmodium gallinaceum, 3060 nucleotides long. Its product is annotated as conserved Plasmodium membrane protein, unknown function. The transcript has 6 exons. Gene Ontology annotation, cellular component: plasma membrane. Bases 1 to 3060 code for a protein of 1019 amino acids. Lineage: Eukaryota; Apicomplexa; Aconoidasida; Haemosporida; Plasmodiidae. The record is from RefSeq and is a predicted model, not a curated record. Gene Ontology annotation, molecular function: calcium-activated cation channel activity.